AUGAUAUCUAAAUUCAAUGGUAUAAUUCAAUUCCGCUUCCUUUUUUCAGUAUCUCGGAGUUUCAAUUCUUCCUCCUUCCAUUCUUCGACUCCAAACACAUCAUUCUUAAAUUAUCGCCUAUUUUGUACUAGAGAGGCUGCAUCUGCCACUAAAACCCUAGAUGCAAAGGCAGAAAUAGGGGGAGGGCCUCCUUGUUGUGAUCUACCAAAGGAUACCACAUAUAUUCUCAGAAGAUGGGGUUGCAGUGACAACGAUAUAUGCAGAAUUUUUCUCAGACGGCCCUCUAUUCGUAAUAUGGACCUCGCUAACCUCCAAUCCAAGCUCAACUUGCUUACUGAAAUGGGCAUCACCUCUUCCGACCUCGUCAAGAUCAUCAAUUGCCGCCCCCGCUUCCUCAAUUGUCGCAUUAAUCAAGACUUGGAUGAGCGUCUUCAAUAUCUCCAAUCCUUGUUUGGGUCAAGGGAAAUGCUUCUUAUGGCCAUUAAUCGCAACCCUUCUCUUCUCACUUAUGACUUGCACAAUAAAAUCAAACCUGUCAUUGCCAUGUACGACAGUAUAGGUGUUAGGAGAACUGACUUGGUUCCUAUGCUUCUCUCUCGUCCCACCUUAAUUCCCCGUAGUAAACUAAAUGCCGAAAAGAUGGAUUACAUUUGCAGAACCAGUGUCCCUCCUAAUUCUAAGAUGUAUAAAUAUGUGGUUACCCUCAUUGCCAUCUCACGCCUCGAGACCAUCCGUGAAAAGAUGGCAAAUCUUGAGAAAUUUGGGUUCUCGGAUGAUGAGGUUUUGCAGCUUUUUGGACGCUCUCCUCUCGUGUUGACGCUGUCCGUUGACAAGGUUCAGAGAAACAUGACUUUUGUUUUGAGUAUGAUGAAGUUACCGGCAAGAGUGGUACUUGAUAACCCAUUUUUGCUCUUCUGCAAUUUGGAGGCCGUGUUAAAGCCACGAGUUCUUCUAGCAGAGAAGCUACAAGUUAUGGAUCUUGUCCCACAAAUCAAGGGACCUUUAAUGAUGAGAGCAUUGAGGAUGACAGAUAAGCGUUUUGUUGGGGCAUUUGUCGGAUGUCACCAAAAGGAUGUUGCGAAUGAGUUGAUGGAAUAUUACACAAAUGCAAAAGGUAUUAGACGUUUGGCAGAAUCCUCCAAAAAACACUUGCAUAAAGGAUUCCCAUUCUGA
Ilex paraguariensis (yerba mate) is the source of this 1173-nucleotide messenger RNA. The record is from the annotation of a GenBank genome assembly. Lineage: Eukaryota; Viridiplantae; Streptophyta; Magnoliopsida; Aquifoliales; Aquifoliaceae.